Molecule: messenger RNA, 603 nt
Organism: Colletotrichum graminicola M1.001
Lineage: Eukaryota; Fungi; Ascomycota; Sordariomycetes; Glomerellales; Glomerellaceae
Product: exonuclease
Exons: 1
Coding region: 1-603 (200 amino acids)
Cellular component (GO): mitochondrion
Molecular function (GO): nucleic acid binding; 3'-5'-RNA exonuclease activity
Source: RefSeq, a predicted model, not a curated record
AUGACCGGACUAGAUCCCGAUCAGGAAGAAAUCAUUGAGAUUUUCUGCAUAAUCACCACCGGAAACCUGGAGGUCGUUGACCCUGAAGGUUGGGGCUGCGUGGUGCACCAGACCGAAGAGCGCAUGGCACAGAUGGACGCCUGGUGCACCCGGACGCACCGGGACAGCGGCUUGACAGAGGCGGUCAUCAAGUCGACAAUGACGCCGCAGCAGGCGGCGAAUACCUUGCUUGAAUAUAUCAAGAAACACAUACCGGAGCCGAAGACAGCGCUGUUGGCGGGCAACAGCGUGCACGCAGACCGUUCGUUCCUCAAUAAGCCGCCGUACCGCAAGGUGGUAGACUAUCUGCAUCACCGUAUUCUCGAUGUUAGCUCGCUAAAGGAGGCGGCGAGACGGUGGUGCCCACCACAUAUUGUGGAUGGCGCUCCCGUAAAGCAGGGUCUUCACCAGGCCAAGGAAGAUAUUCUUGAGAGUAUCGAGGAGGCAAAGUACUACAGAGAGACCAUUUUCGGGUUAGCAUGGAGACGGGGAGAUGCCAGCGUGCAAGAGACGCCCAUCAGCGAGCGUGAUGAGGAUGAAGCGUGGGCAGACAACCUGCUAUAG